GUGCUUCUUCAUUGAUUGAAUUUCCAGUCUUUUAUGACUUGUGUCGUCGUCAUCAACUCCGCUUCUUUCCCUCAAUUGGCCCCAUCAAUCUCAUCUCCCUCCUUCAUACCAGAUCUACAGCCUCAGAUACUUUGUCUCGGACACCGAUGCCUCCAUCGAAUAGGAAACCGGGGGCUCAACUACCCAGCCCUCGCCGCAUUUCCAAUAGUCUCUCUGGCCAAAUCAUGUGGCUUCCACAGAGGCAUCGCAUACCAGCCGACAUCGACCCCAAUGUAGAAGAAGGCGCAUACAAUCACCCAGUUAUAAUCAUGUCCAGGGUCCCCUCCUCCGAGGGAACUGUCGAGAUAUUCAUGAUCACCUCAAUGGGCGCACGCGGCAACGCGCAAGCCCAUACCCCAGAUUGGAAUCACUGGCUGAAAUACGUACCCAUCAAACCCGCAACGCACCCAACUAUGCCCGACACACAGCUCUGCUUCCCGAAUAACUGUCCGCCGCUGGCGAAAAACUCGUACGUGAACAUCCGACAGUGUUAUUUUGUUCAUCUCGAGGCGUUGCGUCCGUAUCGUCAGAGCGGUGGGGAUCCUGUUCUUGGGAGGGCUUCGCUUAGGAGUUUAAAGGAGGUUUCUGCGUUUAUUGAUUUGUAUGAUCCAAAUACCUCGAAGAAGCUGAAGGAGGCCAGGAGGAAUGAUAUGGUUGGUUCUCUACCGGAGGUUGAGGGCUUGGUUGUUGGUGACAAGAAUGCUGUGCAGACUGUUAGACACAUCAGUCUGGUCGGUCUGCUUCUGCUUGUGCUUUUCGCAGUGGCUUAUCUCUAUCUGCGUGUCGCGGAAAACCCGCCAUAACAGGUUAAGCUGAGAGGAGUCUGUGUGUAGGCGUCUACAGUCACACAAUGGUGGCUAUGAGCUGGACCAUCCCCCCUCGUGGGCCACAAGUAUAUCUCCUUUG
Molecule: messenger RNA, 945 nt
Organism: Colletotrichum godetiae
Lineage: Eukaryota; Fungi; Ascomycota; Sordariomycetes; Glomerellales; Glomerellaceae
Exons: 2
Coding region: 147-842 (231 amino acids)
Source: RefSeq, a predicted model, not a curated record